CCCAGCGUCCCAUCUAAGCUCCGCCUCCACCACUACCACCACCAUCACCACCGCGAUGCCUCACAUGACCAGCCGCCAGUGUUAUCUUGGCUGUCGUGGAGUGAGGGUGUGCGCGUCUCUUCCGCGGGAGUCCUCCUGUUAAGGUCCCCGCCGUGCGUGUCUAAAACACAAGAAAACUGAUUAGCGGGUUGGCAGGUGUCGGGAAGCUGAGAGAGAGAGAGAGAGAAAAGAAAAAAAGGAAGAAAAACACACAAAAAAGAAGGAAAAGAGAAAACACGGAGGAAGAAGAGGUGAAGGUUGAGGAAAACAUCACCAGAUUCUCCUCUUUCAGCGCUGAACAACAGUGAAUUUUAAGAGUGCCGGUGAAAAAAAAAGAAAGAAAAAAAGAUAGUGUUUAAUUGUCUGUACAUGCUAACCAGAAAUUAAAGAGAUAAGAAAAAUAUAUGUAAACCACUUGAACUAGAAAAAAAAAUAGUGAUCAGUGUCAAACCAGAAAAAAAUUUAAGUCCCUGACGAAGGCGAUGACGGAGGAACAGUAAACACCUAGGUACACCAAACCUCCCAUGCAUGAUACUAACCCGAACCCAGGCAGUCCCUUCCUCCCACGGUGACACACACGCCCUUGGAAGAUGCCCUGAGUAAGCGAGGAAUCCCCCUUCGUCAGCAGUAUGAGGGCGGGGUCUGUUUGGCCUCACACCUGCCUUAAUUGGCCCCACGACCCACUCAGAGCUCGGGACAUGCUCACGUGAAGGAAUCCCAUCAUGGCCUCGCCCGGGCGUAAGCUGGCGGCCGGUAAAGAAACGCUGCACAAGAGCAACAGUGACCCCGUGCGCCGUAUCCAUCGCCAGUACGCCAAGAACAGAGGAGGUGGCACGCCCGUCUCCAGGUGCUUCCUCAACCUCGAUGGGUAUUCGUAUGUUAUAGUCGCCAGCCCCCCGGAGAAGAAGAAGGACUCAGUGGAGGAAUCGAGCGCUCCACCGCCUCCCUCCAGCAAGAAUGGCCAGCUCUCUAAACAAGGCUCCCUCACCAUCCUCCGGCGCUCCAGCAGCAGGACUCUGAGUGGCCGUGGCCCACGGAACUCCUCCCAGAGCGAUGUGGACGCAGCAGACGCCGUGGACCUGCUGCAGGAUGCCCUCCCCGCAGUGGACACGCCGGAAUCCUGCGAGAAGGCCGCGCUCAGGUUACGUGCCCUGCUGCGCCACCUGCAGGAGGGCGAGGUGGCGGUGGGGGUGUUACAGAAGAACCUGCAGUACGCCGCUGAUGUGCUUGACUCAAUAUAUGUGGAGGAAACGAAGCGCCAUGUGGGAGACGAGGAGGACGAGCUGUCUGAGGUGGAGCCCGACGCGGUACCCCAGGAGGUGAGGGAGUGGCUGGCCUCCACUUUCACGCGCCAACUCAACACCUCGCGCAGAAAGACGGACGAGAAGCCAAGGUUUAGGUCCGUGGCCAAUGCAAUCCGCGCGGGUAUCUUCGUGGAGCGGAUCUACAGACGCCUCUCCUCGGCCACCUUCCUGCAGCUUCCCCCGGAGGUCACCCGCAUCCUGAAGAGUGUGGACGAGUGGAACUUUGACGUGUGGCGGUUACAGGAGGCCAGCGCCAACACUCCCCUCAGGUGCCUCGCCUAUGAGCUCCUCAAUCGCUACGGCCUGCUGCACAAGUUCAAGAUGCCGCCAGCCACACUGGAGACCUUCCUGACGCAGGUGGAGAACGGCUACUGCAAGUACAAGAAUCCGUACCACAACAACGUGCAUGCGGCUGACGUGCUUCAGACCAUGCACUACAUGCUCUCCCAGACUGGCCUCAUGAACUGGCUGAAUGAUGUGGAGAUCCUUGCCACCCUGGUCGCGGCACUCAUCCACGACUUUGAGCACACUGGCACCACCAACAACUUCCACGUCAUGUCAGGCUCUGAGACAGCCAUCCUGUACAAUGACCGCGCCGUGCUGGAGAACCACCACAUCUGUGCUGCCUUCAGGCUGUUGCGCGCCGAGGAACACAAUGUCCUGGUGAACCUGUCUCGGGAGGAGUACAGGGAGUUCCGAGGUCUGGUAAUUGAGAUGGUGCUGGCCACGGACAUGUCCUCCCACUUCCAGCAGAUCAAGGCCAUGAAGGCAAUGCUGGCCCUGCAGGACACCAGCCUGGACAAAUCCAAGGCCCUGUCCCUCGUCCUUCACUGUUGUGAUAUCUCUCACCCGAGCAAAAACUGGGUGCUGCAUGAGCGCUGGACCACUCAGCUGCUGGAGGAGUUCUUCCGGCAGGGCGACAAGGAGAGGGAGCUUGGCCUGCCCUACUCCCCCCUGUGUGACCGCAACAACACCCUGGUGGCCGAGAGUCAGAUUGGUUUCAUUGACUUCAUCGUUGACCCGAGUCUGGGUGUGUGUGGUGACCUACUGGAUAAGGUGGCAGCUCUGUCUGUGCCACCAUCCACGCCAACCAUUGCUGAGGAGCCCCACAAUGAGCCAGGCGGUCCCAUCAAGCGGCCAGUGCGCCCUGGGGGAGUGGUGGGCGUUGAGGUGCGGCGGCCCUGGCAGGACUGUCUGGCCGCCAACAAGGCCCGCUGGAAGGAACGAGCCAUGAAAGAUGCUGAGAUCCGUGCCGAGAUGGCCCUCAGGAAUGAAAAGGUGAAUGGCGAAUCGGGGGAGGGGGAGGGGGAUGGCCCUGAGGACACCAUUGAGGAAGAGGAGGGGGAGGGGGCAAAGGGGGAGGCAAGUAAUGAGGAGAAUGGUGAGUAAAUGUCUGAAGGCUUGACCUGAAGUCUCUGAAAAUACAAACUUUAUAAUUAUACCGCAGUGUUUGUCAUCUUUUCUUUGUCUCAGCUUUGUACGGAUUCCAAGUGAUUGUUUGUUAUUCUGUUUGUUUUGAGAGGUGUCUAGUAUUAAGGUAAUUGCUCCCCAGAGUAUUACAGAGACACUUUGUAGAUUUUGGUGUUCAUUUGCAGCUUGUAGUAGAGAUCUCAUGAGACAAAGUGUGACAGUGAAUCACAAAAAAACAAAAAAAAAAACAAGAAAAUAAAUAACAAAAGAUAAAAAUCAUAGCCAGUUUGAAUCGCAAGACUACUAACUCAUUAUGUCAACAUUCUCACAUUGUGAUCUGAAUAAAGAAAACUUGACUGUGAUGGAAAUUUUUCAAGAGUAAUUUUCAAAGGCUUCAUAUCUCACACUCCUUCAUAUAGCUAUUGUUCAGUGAUCUUCGGCUAUAGGUCUUACAAUAGAUGCCAUUUAUCGUAGCAGGCGCAAACAUUUCUAUCAACUCUUUACUGUGAAGGCAGCACAAUCUGUUAUCACUAGAAGUAGAAGAUGUAGAUGUGCACUUAUCUCUCGUCAGUCUCUUGUUUGUACACUUUGCAUUAAGUGACCUACCACAAGUGAGGGUCAGCCAGGGUCAUGGUAGGGUCAGGGGCCACACCUGCCUCUCCGGGUACAAAUUUACUUUUCCUCGCAAAAUUCACUUGUGCAGAUUGGUGCUGGAAGUGUUGCUUGUGACUCCAAACCCUGAGGAAUUAUUGUUGAUUUCAGUCACUUCUGUAUUGACUGUGCCAGGAAAAUAAGUCUGUUAGCCCUUUCACUGCUAUAUGACUCAUGGUUCUCAAUUUUCUUCCUCACAAACAUUCUGCUGGGUAGAUAUUGGAGAACUUAUUCUUUUAAUCCUUUUCUGUCUUGUGGAUGCUUGUGAAGAUUUUGUACCGUGCUUUUAGUGCAGUAAAUUGUUGAUGUUGCAGUGGAAGGGUUAAACAAAGUGGUAAUGAUUUGAAAGGUGAAAAGUACAGAUUAGAGGCAAUGUAUGUAUUACUGAUACUUUGCUAAAUUGUGAUACUCUUUUUUCAUGUGUUCAGGCACAUUAGAAACUUAAUUAUCAUAGCCAACAACUGUGUAGGAUGAUAUGAAAGUCAAGCAAGUGUUAGGCUCAAAUUGUUGUUUAUCCUCCUGGAAGACAUCACACUACCCAUUCAGUUUGUAGUUAUCUGAUACAGAGAAACACUGGAAAAGUACUGACUAACUCACUGUAUGGAAACUGAAUGGCUAGUGAAGUGUCCUUUAGGUUCAACACUCGUUUGAACCAACACUUGUCUGACGUACUAUAAUGAUGUACAGUGAAAUAUUAUAUGCAUUAUCAGGCUGAACAUCAUACUCAUUGUGUUUGUGCUGAAUCAUCUGUGCAUUCUGUAAUACACUAAAAAUUAGGCUCUUUUGUAUAGGAAUUGUACUUAAUUUGAAAUACAUAUUGGGCACCUUGUAGUGGGUAGUGAUAAGUGCAUCAGAUUAUGAACAAAAUUAGAUGCUAUGUUGGCAUUUAAGAAAGCAUUGGAAAACAAGGAUGUAGAAAAAUUCUGAUGUUAUUCAUCUACGGAGAGGAAGAAUAGAAAUAAAAGCAAUACAGUUUAGGAAAGGUUAAGAACACGCUUUCUGGCAUAGUAUAGAUUCUUAAAAUUCAUCUUAAACUAUGAAGCAAAUAAUUUAAGUUUGAUCAAAUAAGCAGAAAGGUUCAUUACACAUCUAUAAAAAUUAUUCAGCACAUACUAUUCAUGCUUAUAGUCAUAUAUUGUUAAUUAAUGAUCAGCUAUACACCCUCAGAAAUGCACUUAUAUAUGUAUACAAGGGGGGAGGGGCUAAGAAUGGCAAAAGCAUUGAAUUUCAUACUGAAUUCUGAAUCACAGUAGAUAGUGUAGACUUGUUGAAGUAAGUUACAGUUGCAGCUGGUUGUAGUAGUAAAUCUGGCAUAACAUUUAUGCUCUCGGCUGAUCAGCUGUGUGGUACUGUGGGAAAGCGGGUAUUUGUCAGCACCAGGACUGAGGGUUCCCUUCUUGUGGCACGGCAGACAUUCCUUCCUGGAGGAGGUCGCCGCCCCGCCUCGGCCACCAGGCAACGGGGCGGGGCAGUGAAGGCUUCUUGUUUCUGUGUAUCCACCUCAGACUCAUCCCUAGGUAACAAUUGCAAUGGUUCAUUUCAAUUAUGGUGUUGUUCCUUUGAAGCGUUCAUGUUUGUAUUACUUACUCCAUUGGUGUUGUUCCUUUUUAGCAUACUUGUGUUACUCCUUGUUUGUGUGAGUGCAGUGUAGUGAUUAGUCCUGGAUGUGGAUGACUGUUGCAGGUGUGUGUGUGUGUGUGUGUGUGUGUGUGUGUGUGUGUGUGUGUGUGUGUGUGUGUGUGUGUGUGUGUGUGUGUGUGUGUGUAAA
Messenger RNA from Scylla paramamosain (green mud crab), 5172 nucleotides. Its product is annotated as dual specificity calcium/calmodulin-dependent 3',5'-cyclic nucleotide phosphodiesterase 1A-like. Gene Ontology annotation, molecular function: 3',5'-cyclic-AMP phosphodiesterase activity; calmodulin-activated 3',5'-cyclic-GMP phosphodiesterase activity. The transcript is spliced from 15 exons. The record is from RefSeq and is a predicted model, not a curated record. Gene Ontology annotation, biological process: signal transduction. NCBI's taxonomy places the organism in Eukaryota, Metazoa, Arthropoda, Malacostraca, Decapoda, Portunidae. Bases 762 to 2732 code for a protein of 656 amino acids.